CGGGGCGCCUGCGUGCGAGAGGCGAAGGGGGCGGCGGUUGAACUCGGGCAGGAGGCGGGCUUGGAGGGCCUUCCAUCCUUCUUCCUCCCGGCUUUUCCUUGGAGGCUGAGCCGCCCUCCUCCUCCUCCUCUCCCUCUCUGUCUCUCAAUCCAAGGGCACUGAAACAACCGGAGCAGCCAUAUAAUUUAAUUCUUCUGAAGACACCUAGAAAAAUAGCAGUUCAGCCUUUGUGACUAUCCAGUUCUUCACUGUGAAGACCAAAGCAGAUAAGUUAUCCUGCUUCACAUUCUCCUCUGCAAAACUUCUGAAGGUUUGGAGAAGAUAGUAAGAAAACUACCAAGAAGGACUAUAGCAGUAUUUGUCUGCUUUCAAGAUUUUCUGUGUACUGGAGAAAGCAAGAAAGUAAUGAAGCAAAAGAAAACCACCAUGAUCCCCUAAUAACCAGGUAAUUGCUACAUUUUGAAAGUGUUGUGAGUAUGUAUCAUUCUGUUACUGGAACUACCCAUCCAUUACAAACUGAAGAACAAGAAAUAGGCAUUGAUCCUUUGCAGAGUUAUGUGAACAAGCCUGAUGAAGAUGUGUCAAACGAGAAUGGAAGAAGGCAAUAUACCUCAGAUUCUGAUGGGACAUUUCUUUCAUAUAGUAAAGAAUGGGAAGAAUUAUUUGUAAACAACAAUUACUUGGCAACAAUACGACUGAAGGGGAUUAAUGGGCAGCUGAGAAGCAGCAGGUUCCGUAGUGUUUGCUGGAAGCUCUUUUUGAAUGUUCUACCCCCUGACAGAAAUCAGUGGAUCAAUAAAACAACAAAAUUAAGAACAUUUUAUAACAAGAUAAAAGAAAUACAUAUUACAAAUCCUCGGAAAGCUGGACAGCAAGACUUGAUGAUCAACAACCCACUUUCACAGGAUGAAGGGAGUCUUUGGAACAAAUUUUUUCAGGACAAAGAACUUCGAGGAAUGAUUGAGCAAGAUGUGACAAGAACAUUUCCUGAAAUGCAGUAUUUCCAAGAAGAGAAUGUGAGAAAGAUUCUUACAGAUGUUCUCUUCUGUUAUGCUCGGGAAAAUGAGCAGUUGCUGUAUAAACAGGGCAUGCAUGAACUCUUAGCACCCAUUGUCUUUAUUCUGCAUUGUGAUCAUCAAGCAUUUUUACACGCAAGUGAAGCUGCACAACCAAGUGAGGAAAUGAAAGUUCUGUUGAAUCCUGAAUACCUGGAACAUGAUGCCUAUGCAAUGUUCACCCAUCUUAUGAAAACAGCGGAACACUGGUUUUCAACCUAUGAACAUGAUAGUCAAAAGGAGAAAGAUGCAAUGAUGACUCCUAUUCCAUUUGCAAGACCUCAAGAUUUAGGCCCAUCAAUUGCUAUUGUAGCAAAAGUAAACCAAAUUCAAGAUCAUUUGCUGAAGAAACAUGAUAUCGAGCUUUACAUGCAUUUGAACAGACUAGAAAUUGCACCACAGAUUUAUGGCCUCCGAUGGGUUAGACUUCUGUUUGGACGGGAAUUUCCACUCCAGGACCUUCUAGUCGUCUGGGAUGCUUUAUUUGCUGACAGCAUCACUCUUGACUUAGUUGACUACGUUUUCUUAGCCAUGUUGCUGUAUAUUAGAGAUGCCUUGAUAUCAAGUAAUUAUCAGACCUGCUUGGGACUUCUGAUGCAUUACCCACCUAUUGGAGAUGUCCAUUCAUUGAUCUUGAGAGCUCUUUUCCUUAGAGAUCCAAAGAGAAAUCCAAGACCUGUGACUUACCAGUUUCAGCAAAAUCUAGAUUACUACAAAGCACGUGGAGCAGACUUGAUGAAUAAAACUCGAGUCAGUGCCAAAGUUGCUCCAUUGAACAUAAAUAAAGUUUCCAGUAGCUUAUUGAGUUUUGGCCGAAAGCUGAUUUCCCCAGCCAUGACUUCAGGUGCUGCUACUGGGCCACUUGUAGGUAGCAGUGGCAGCUUUUCUUCUGUUGCAGUGCCCAUUAGGAACACAGUAGAGCUCCCACAGCAGCAGCAGCAGCAGCAGCAGCAGCAAAGAAUGAUGAAAUCAGAAAGUGUUCCAGUUCAGCUAAGUAAAGGAGAUGUAGUUACAGGCAGUGAUGCUCAAGUCUCGGUUCCUGUCCAGAAUCUAAGUGCCCUCCAAGGGACAGUUGCUACAGCAACUCAUGCAGAGCAAAAGCAGGACUUUGGAAGAAAACCAUGUGUUCAGCAUAUUCCUCCUAGCACUGUACUGUUUGAGACUGAAGCAGGAAAUCCCAGGAGAAAUGCAAAAGAAAGGCAGAGUUCAAAAAAUGUCAGUUCUUCUCCAAGCAUUGAAAGUUUGUCUGGGGGACGUGAAUACACAGGGUCUCCACCUUUGUCUGCAACCAAGAAAGAAUCCUUUUUCAGUACUAUUUCCCACUCUCGCUCACACAGCAGAAGUAUGACCAAGAAAGAGUCUGAAGAAGAAUUGGAGGCUCAGGUUUCAUUUCUCCAAGGACAACUGAAUGAAUUGGAAGCCAUGUGUAAAUACUGUGCAAAGAUGAUGAACACCCACCUGGGAAAUAUUCAAGAAGUCAUCCUGCAAGAACAUUUGGAGAAAGAAGAUGAAGUUCUGGUUUCUUUGGCUGGACUGAAGCAGAUCAAGGAUAUUCUAAAAGGUUCCCUGCGUUUUAAUCAGAGUCAAUUGGAGGCAGAGGAGAAUGAACAAAUCACGAUAGAAGAUGAUCACUACUGUUCCAACAAUCAGAACAAGAUGACAAAUGAAGCCAUGGUAAAUCCUUCACUCGCAAAGCAGCUCAUCCCUCCAGUGAAGCAGGCUGCCAGUGAUCCAAGUGCAAAGUUGUCCAAUAGUCAAACUGAUUACUAUAUCCUAGUUUCCAAAGAAGAGGAGAGAAAUGUGAAUGCAGCUCCUGAGCUUGUGCAGACUGUGCCAACCUGCAAGGAUGUGACCACCAAGAUUGAGGGCCCAUCCCACUCUUCCUUAGCAUUUUCUGAUCCACUAAUGGGGUCCAUUUCUGCCUCUUCUAGUAACCUCAGUUCCAGUCCUGAUGAUGACAGCAGCAACAACAGCAAGGAUUCUGACUUUACCAUUGUUAGCCCCCUGGAGAUUUAAGUAAGCCAUUCAAAUAGACUGUCAGGUCUGUUACACAACAUCAACAAAUGCAUCUGAUGUUCCACAGGACAUGCUGACUGAUUCUGACUCAAGAGUCAAAAAGCCUGAAUAUUUAGUCAGAGCACAGACAUAGUAAAGGCAAUUCUUUCCAGGAAAAAAAAGAACAAAAAAGCAAAUGUGUAUGGAUUACCUUUAAAACAUUCACACAUUAAUAGUGGAAUCUGAUUUAUGACUAAAAGUAUUGAAAGUUUACUCUUUUAGCAGCUUCUUGGAAUAUUGAAGCAGCAAUUUAUAGUCUCAUCAUUGUAGAAUAGCACCUUACAUAUAAUCUCAUGAGUUAAACAACUGGACAUCCCCACUUAUGAGGAAAGCAAAUGGAUAUGGUAACAAUUUGAGAUCCUGACAGAUUUGUUCUGGGGAGAUUAGGAAUUUCUUCCUGAAAUACAACAGCCAGUAAAUGAGAAAAAUAAAGAUUCAGACAACAGCUGGCCUCCUGAACCAUUUUCUCAGCAGGGGGAGAGGGGACGUAUCUAUGUUGGGUAUAUGUAUAAGAGAUGGCCUUGCAUUAUUAUUCAUAUGAGGCAGGAUGAACUAAGAAAGGACAAUUUAAGUGCAUAUUAAAUGAUUUGCAGGCACUCAGGCCCAUUGAGAUAUGAAUUCAUUCUCUAAUGUAUACAGCUCACAUUUUCUCAGUAAGCUUUGUUUGGAAUGUAUUUUUAUAACUAUUUCAGGACUUCCACAAUCCCUUCUGAUCCAAGAACAAAGUUCAUUGAGGGGCAUCAUGACACAAUAUUCCUUAACAAUGUAGAAACAGUUCUUUGAUAAUACUUCAAGUCUACUUAAGUGCAAAUCAUCUACUUCAUUGCAUUAUUCACACAAGGGUCAGUAAGAUUCCUAGUGCUUGUUAUUUCAACAGUCUCCUAACAACAUUGACGCAAACUAAACUGUAGUCUGGGUCAGUUUGCCCUGUUACCAUGACAAAGGGGAAAUCAAGGAGAAUUUAUAGGUCAGUGCCCAGAACUAAUAUGUAGUAAAUAGUGUUAAUGAAGUGGUACUAAAUAUUUCUUUCCAGCUUUUUUAGUCUAAUUUCAAAGUACUUCUUGAUCAGCAGUUGCACCCUGCACUAUCAGUAUAAUAAAUAAUAAGCUUCAUAGAAGAGCAGAAAACAUGGGCUUUACUCACUUCUAAGCCAAGGCUAAACUGUAUACAUAGCAUUGCCCUUGGUUACAUUGACUAUUUUCAGUGACCUAGGAGAGGAACUUGGAUUUAUUAAGGUUUAUAAGCCGCAGUCACUGACCUGUGGGAGAUCUUUCAGUUUCCCACUUCCACCUUGAAGGUUGAAUGCAGUAAAACUGAAAAGUGAAAUGGCUUUAUACAACAAAAACAUGUUGGUAUCUAGCCAUUCCUCCCCUUAUCUUUUUUGUAUGCAAGUAUAGUAGUUGUGUGCCUUUGAGUCAUUUCUGAUUUAUGGCAACCCUAAGGUGAACCUAUCAUGGAGUUUUCUUGUCAAGAUUUCUUCACAGUGGGUUUGGUUUUGCCUUCCUUUGAGACAACAGUGUAUGACUUGCCCAAGAUCUCCCAAUGGGUUUCCAUGGCCAAUCGGGGAUUUAAAUAAAAUCUCAACACCUGGACUCCCAAUGUUCCUAGGCCAAUGGUCAAACCACUACACCGUGCUAGCUCUGUAGUAUGCAAGUAUACUAUGGCAAAAGCUUUCUCCAGACCUAGUAAAGAGAAAGGCAAUGCUUGAAUGAUUUCAAUCACUGGAAAGAUCUAAUUAGUUCUCUAAUCUGCUUUUAGUCUACAUAUGGAAAUUAAAACCUUUCAUCCAUGAAAUCAGUAACAGUAGGGAGGAGAAUUUUUUCAAAAGAUAUUUCACUUCAUUAUCUCUAGAACCUUGAUGGUGACCAAACAAAAAUCACUCUUGCUAGUGUUACCAUACAUAGAUGUUGACAGAGGCUAUUUUGAAUAUUUUAUUUACAAGUAGAAAAGACUUCUAUGCUUUAUUUUUACUGGAGGCACACAGAACUAGUUGCAUCAUGAAUGCUAGAACAUGAAAAUGUGAAUGUAAAUCAAUAGGAAUUGUAACAGCCCCCAAAAUAUCAAAUUGUGCGGCAUAAUACACAGAAUCCUUCUGAGAAUAUUGCAUUAGUGACCUUCUGAGCAGCAGUGGUGGUGAACCUGAGGAGUGACAAAACCACUAUUGUUCUUUUACAUACACUGAAAGGAAUAAGUUUUCUGAGUCAGUUGGAUCUCCCAGAAUUCUGACCUUGCAAUGGAAUGUACUUUUGUGCUACUUUUAUAUCCAUGUGUGUUCUGGACGAAGGCCACAAUUAGCAGGCAACUGUUGUAACAAGGUGGCAGAUUCACAUCUAUGUACUCAGGUACUGUCUGGUCAUUGAUCACACACAGAUGUCCUGACACCUUAUAAAAAUGAGAGUAGUCCUGAGAAGUUGUACAAAGAGUCUAAUAAAGAUACAGUUUGUGAGGAGUUGCAUAAAGUACAUACAUGGCUGUUGAUCUAGAUGGAAGAAAAUGCUCUGCUUAUGCAAGCCAUAAAUUUCUACCACCUUUCCCAGAAAAUCACCUCAGGAUUCCACCUUUUGUUCAGUGUGUAAUUUUGUUUAACUUCCUUGGAUGUGUAAGGAUCAAAAACAAAGGAUUAUAUGACUGGUACCUCUUUAUAAUCCUUUAAAAAUGCCUAACCCUACUCCUUUCUGCCUAGCUUUGGUGCUGUUAUAACACAGGAAAAAGUGCCAUUUGGAGCUCCUAUUUAAAAGUGGGAACCCAAGCAGCAGGGAACUUGGAGAAUGACAAAUCGUCUUGUAGGGGGGGGAAAUAUUAUUAUGUGUUUAGGCUUUUUAUAUAUAUAAUUGUCACUUGCUGUCAAUUGAUUUCAAAGAUUGUGUUAUUUUUCUUGUUAGAGCAGUCUUGGUGCCAUGAACUUUUAAAAUACGGUUGAUAUUUUUUUAACCUCACCAGAUUUUUUUUAAAAGUGCUAUAAUUAGCUUAUCUUAACUUCUGCAGUUCCUGUAAUUAUCCAUUAUUUCAGAAAAUAAAUACUACUUUACUCAUGGUGAAA
This is a messenger RNA of Sceloporus undulatus (fence lizard), 6150 nucleotides long. It is a transcript of the gene TBC1D5, whose product is annotated as TBC1 domain family member 5. Gene Ontology annotation, biological process: activation of GTPase activity. Gene Ontology annotation, molecular function: GTPase activator activity. The transcript is spliced from 26 exons. Lineage: Eukaryota; Metazoa; Chordata; Lepidosauria; Squamata; Phrynosomatidae. The record is from RefSeq and is a predicted model, not a curated record. The coding region runs from base 477 to 3071 and encodes 864 amino acids.